UAAGAGAAUCCGUUGCAGUGUAGUCCUACGCAAUUGCCUCUGUUCACUUCAUGGCCGGCUCGGCAUGGAUUCUCAUCAGCAGCACAGCAUCCAUGUACAGAUACAUGCCACUAGUGACCGUUCACACGCAUUCCACCAGAAGUCCUGCGGGGACCAAUUCUACUCCGGGAUGUAGGACUAUUUAUCGGCCUGGCAAAUAUGAUACCAUAAAUGUUGGGAAUCGUGUCAUCUGUACUGUUAUGUCAGAGAUCACAGUCGGGUAAUCGCUGCAUGAGAGGAGGCUUUUAUUAUAUCCCAUAUCAAUUGCCUAUGUAGGGCACAGCCUGGACGUAAUUAGUUUGUCAGCUAUUCCUUCCUCAUCCCGAAGAUUCUAAACAUUGGAUGGGAUGUUUAGGUUCACCGGAAAAUGAUGUUGGCUGGUAGGGUGUUGUUUUUAGAGUUAUACUGGCAUAUAAUCUAUAGUAGACUAGUAUUUGUUGUCUAUCAUUUCCAUGUCUGUUGCACGGAGCUGCAACUGAUAUUUCGCAUGUCUUUCUGCUGCUUGUCAAUUCGUCAACAUUGCGCGCUGCUUUAUUAUCGAAAAAAAUAUUGGGAAGGCAAUUUUCAGUUUGUUCAAGGACGAAACCACAGCGCUCUUUGCCCUUUCGCAUUCUACAGAUGAUGUAAAGCACCAUGCUCAACUUUAUUCAGUAAUUUCACGAAAACUAGGUAGCCUACUACGGACAUAGGCCUAUUACUGCAUGUCAAUCAAAUGAUCGUAAACGGCGUACAUGCAACCUGUUCAUUCACCAUCCUACAGUUAUGCCGCCUGAUGCUCACUAUUACGUAAGAAGUACAUUGCGUGUCCCCACCACCUGUUGCACAGGGGCCCCUCAAUCAUUAUCCAAGGGUACUGUAGGGUAGGCUCUGCCACUUUCCUGUGUUGCUCAAGUGCACUGUGUCCUCAACUGUCCCAUUGACACAGUGACUACAGAUAUACCGAUAUAACAUGACAUAUCAUAGGGAUGGCGUGUGCAGCAGUGAGAUGGCGAGGAACUCACAGAAUGCCCUGUGCCUUUCCUGGUCUGUCUUGUGAAAGGCUUCUUUAUCUGUUGAAGAGCUCCUGAUAGCCAGACUGGUUUACUCAUCAAUGGUCUCCUAACAGGCAGGGCAGGCAGAGCCACAACAAACCGUCUAAAUACUUAAUUGUUUUAUGUUGAAUGUGUUUCUUUAAUGCACCAUUCGAGUCCAUCCCACUGGGCACACCACAUCAUUUUAAUGUGUAAAUGUGGGUAAUAUUUGGUUGAGACGUUGAUCAAUGAGAUUUCAACCUUUAUUCACCCACUCAAAAAGACAUCCAGAAGUUUGUUGAUAUCCCAAUGUCUUAUCACUAUGCUUUCAACUAUCUAAACGCACAACCAAAUUCCAAUGUAAAAACAAUGUCAGAUGUUUUGCUUUAUUUGUCAUCUAAAUGUAUUAUCUGCGCUUUCAACCAUUUUAAAAGCACAACAAAGUUCAAAUGGGAAUACAAUGUCAGAUAUUUUGAAUUUAUACAAUAAUUUGUUCAAGAUUCUGUGCAGAUUAUUACAGCAAUUGUGAAGAUCUCCACAGACCUGUGACCUUUGCAUGCUAUCUUGAACAUGUACGCUUUCUAUGAUUACAUACGAAGUCAUUUAUAGUUACAGUAGGCUAACCUAAAAAUAUGGCCAAGGAUGUGUUACUCCUUUUAAGGUUGAAUAAAUACUGUUACAUUCGUUUGUAAAAUGGCCUUAACUUUAGGCUAUUUACUGUAUUACAAAAAGAUCAUUGAAUUGUUUUUGGUUGAUGCAGAAUAGUUCCAUCUGAGCCACUGGCUUAAUCCUAUUCUUUAACUUUUACUUUGGGUUUAGUUGUAGACGUGAAACCAACAUAUCAUUUUUUUUACUUGUCGACAAGUUACUGUGUUGAAAAAGUGAUAUUGAGUUGUGUUUGGUUGUCAACAAAUUCCAGUUUGUCUACAAAUGAAAACGUUAAUGUAGGAUUCACUUCUCCAUCUCAACCAGUAAUCAAAUUUAAAGAACAGGACUAAAUCAAAUCAAACUUUAUUUAAAGUGCAUUUAUAGUUUUAUUUGAUUUAGUCCUGUUCUUUAACUUAUGUUUUUGGUUGAGCUGGAGAUGUGAAUCCAACAUAUCAAUGAUCAAUUUGUAGACAAACUGGAAUUAAAGCCAGGCUAAGUGACACAGAUGGAACUGUCCACACAGAAGAUACAUCUACUUAAAAUGCUCAUUUUUUUUGCGUUGACAACAAAUUAAUAAUGUAUAUGUUGCAUCCACGUCUUCAUCUCAACCAAAAAUAUAAGUGAUUCAACCAGUAUGUGCCCUGUGCGAUGUCAUAGGACUAUGUCCUUGCCCUGAGAUUAAAAGUGGUAUCUGGUAGGCAGAGGAAAUGUCUACAAAAUGUAGUUUGUAACAGAUUAACUCCUGACUAUGUCCAUUCUGUUUUCUCUAUGUUUGUACAUUAUGUAUUAUGCAGUCCAUCUUUGAGCCAUCUUCCUAGUUUUCCUCUUGGAGCCAGCAGCAGGUGGUCCACACCCAUGUCACUUCCUCAAAGUCGGAAGCCCUCUGCAGGUCAGCGCAGGCGGCCAGUGGCCACUAGCAGUGGGCGCCAUUCCUAUAGCGAUGCCUCCAAUACCAACACUUACCCCGGCAGGGCUAGUGAGGGUAGUCCUACAGCCCGAACAUAUCCUGGCACACCUAAGCAUCAGGUGAAGCAUGCAACCUGCAGUGAUAACCAUGGGAUUCGGCCCCCCACACCAGAGCAGUACCUCACCCCGCUGCAGCAGAAGGAGGUGUGUAUCAGACACCUGCGAGCCAGGCUGAGGGAGAAUGUCCAGAGGCUGCAGCACAGGGACAGUGAGAUAGCUGAGAUGAAGACCCAGCUGUGUCGGAUGCAGGAGGACUGGAUAGUGGAAGAGUGUCACCGUGUCGAGGCCCAGCUGGCUCUGAAGCAGGCGCGCAGGGAGAUCCAGCACCUGCACGAGGUCGUGGAGACAGUACGAUCAAACCUCGGCACCCCAGAAAAAGCCCCCUAUGACAAAAAGCCAUACCUCUCACCGCAGAGACCCCGGCCUACAAAGUCCCGCUCCUGUGGGUGCUCCCCAGCCAGCACCCUGAGCCGCAGCACCGCCUACACCCGGCUGAGCAGUGAGGCCCUCUAUGUGGACCGCAAUGGAAACGCCCCAGGGCCUGACCUGCGUGCAGCGGCACAGGUAGAAAGGGGGCGGACCCACCUGCUUCUGGAGGCGGCUCUUCUGUCAGAGCAGCAAACCCCGUCUGGCCCCGCCCUGGUCCACGGCCCCUCCUCUACCAUGCCACGCUCCUCCACCUACGAGAGGCUGUGCAGUGGAGGGGCUGUGCUGCCCGUCUCCCACUCCUGCCACUCCCUGAGUAACAGCUGCAGGUGCAGUGGACACACCUACCUCCCUCAUCACCACCUCUUCCUUCACCUGCCCCAGGAGGAACCCCCGGCUGCAGUGGCGGUGGCUGCUGCUAUCCCCGUGAGGGAGGCAAAACCGGAGGUCCGAUCCCAGGCCUGCAGCCCCACCAUGACCUGGGUCUCAGAGGAAGGAGGGGGAGAGGAGCUGAGCAUCAUCUCCCUGGCAACAACCAACAUCACCCCAGCCUACUCAGAGCAACAGCUGUUCCCUCCCUCCUUGUCUUCCUCCCCUCCUCCCCAGUUCUCCUACAACCUAGAGCCACUGUCUCCAGAUGGCCAUGUGGAGAUGACAAUGAUGCCAACAGUGGCCCAAACCUGCCAGCCCAAGCCUAGGCCAAUGUUGUCACCAGAGAGGCAAGGAGGCGUGACAGGGGUGGAGGAUGAAGAGAAGGGUGAAGCUGUUGAAGUUGACAACAUUGUGGGAGGGGAAGAGGGGGAGGACGGUGCUCCCCAGCGGAACUUCUGGAGCCGAUACUUCCUGGUGGACUUGUUGGCAGUGGCCAUGCCGGUGGUGCCGACGGUGGCCUGGCUGUGUCAUGGGGCCCCGCGGGAGGUCAUGCCUGUGUACCACAUCGGUUCUCUGCUACGGGGUUGCUGCGCUGUGGCCCUUCACUCUCUGCGACGCGGGGGACGUGGCCGUGGCCCCACAAGCAUAAAUGGGGCGACCAAUAUCUGACAACUUUACUCCUUAGCCCCCUGACUUCCCUCACAGCAACCAUGCAACCCCAACCUCUAACGAGUCACAGCCAGAACAGCAAUCAGACUUUGAUUUUGACUUGAACUUAUUUUGCUUUUUAUUCUCCACCCACGUGUCUGAUUUGAGGAUGACAUUGAGAUUUACAUGAUCUGUUUCUGUUAGAUUUGUAAUCAUACCUAACUAUCUAGGAAAUCAAAUGCAAUAGUGAUUUGAUGGGGAAUGCGUAAACGUUUUGCCACUGAUCUACAGUGGCUCCCAUGACUGCACCUCUCAUUGCAUGUAACCCUGAGAAAUGUUCAACCCUUUGCUAUUAACUCACCUUAAACAGAACCUUCAAAUACACACCUGCUACAUUUGAACCUUGAACACUUUGAUGUACUGUAUUCUCCAUGAAUCUUCUCGUUGUCUUUGAAAUUGGGGUGAACAUGGUUCACCUUGUUAAACAUCAGUAACAUUUUAUUUUAGAGCUAAGUGAAUGAGGGACCUGAGUGGGAGUUCUAGUUGAAUGUCUUCAAAAAAAAAAAAAUCUCAAGAAAAUAAAUGAGAAAAGUAGAUAUGUUUGAGAAUCUAUUACUUUUCAGGGAUCAAACAUUUAUCUUCUGGUUUCAUUAAUUGUAUUUAUAGUCCAAGGAUAAGAGUAAAAUUCUGAAUAAGACUAGCACUGUCCAUGUCCAAAUGCUGAAAGCAAGUACAAUGCCAGCUAUGUAUGUAUUUGUUGGAAAUACAUUUGUUGAAUUUCAACAUUUACAAUAUUAGGAAAUUAUUUUCAAAAGGCUAGAUAUCUUUCAAAUAUUGCAAUUUUUUUUCACUUUUAGGACUAUACUACUUGAAGUUUGUCGUGGCUUUACAUUUCAUCAAACAUUAACCAUGCAAGUGUACUUUUGAGUCACAUUAUGCCGUUAAUGCUACAGUGAUAGAUUUCUCAAUUAUUCAAAUUCAGAAGUCAAAAGCAAUAAGAGAAAGCUAUGAUGAAGUCUUUACAAGUGUUGAUAAAAUUGCACAAAAAGCUGUAGAAUACAAAGUGUAAAUAGAUCUGGAUGUAUUUCUUCUUCCCUUUGAAAAUAAACUGAAAGUUGCCUUUG
Molecule: messenger RNA, 5233 nt
Organism: Salvelinus fontinalis (brook trout)
Lineage: Eukaryota; Metazoa; Chordata; Actinopteri; Salmoniformes; Salmonidae
Product: syntaphilin-like
Exons: 5
Coding region: 2466-4130 (554 amino acids)
Biological process (GO): neuron differentiation
Cellular component (GO): mitochondrion; cytoplasmic microtubule
Source: RefSeq, a predicted model, not a curated record